Messenger RNA from Paramecium sonneborni, 550 nucleotides. The record is from the annotation of a GenBank genome assembly. NCBI's taxonomy places the organism in Eukaryota, Ciliophora, Oligohymenophorea, Peniculida, Parameciidae.
AGUAUUGGCUGCUUUAACAUAAUUGAAUAAGAUUGGUGCAUCAAACCCAAUUCUUGCUCUUAUGUAAGUUGCAUCAACAUUCUCAGCUGAAUAAUUAAACAAUGUCCUCAAUAAAUUAGGUGAAGUCAGUGUCUAAUUAGCUGAAGCUCUUGAAGAUGCAAGAACAGCUGAAAUCUAAGCUUAAUUAGAUUUUGAAGCCUUAGUUGUUGAAAUUGCUUCAUAAAGAGAAUCAUUGAGUGCUGCUAGAGAAGAUUCUGAAAGAUAACUCUAAGAUAACUAAUAAGCUUUAGAUUUAUAAAAGAAGAGAAAGGAAGAUGCCACCGAUGAAUUGAAUGCUGCCUCAUCAGGAAAAGAAUAAAAGGAAGCUGAAUGUGACUCAUGGAGAACUUAAUAUGCUGAAGACUCAGAACACAGAUAAUAAGAAAUCUCCAUCAUCAGAUAAGUUGAAGAGAUUUUGGCUACCAAGUUAUCCAACGUCAAAGUUUACCUCUAAGAAAGAUCAUCAGCUUGAUAACAAUUUUAUUCUUUAAAUAAAAAAAACCAAUUUAAU